Xiphophorus couchianus (Monterrey platyfish) is the source of this 8771-nucleotide messenger RNA. RefSeq names its product estrogen-related receptor gamma-like. The record is from RefSeq and is a predicted model, not a curated record. NCBI's taxonomy places the organism in Eukaryota, Metazoa, Chordata, Actinopteri, Cyprinodontiformes, Poeciliidae. The coding region runs from base 196 to 5562 and encodes 1788 amino acids. Gene Ontology annotation, molecular function: sequence-specific DNA binding; steroid binding; nuclear steroid receptor activity. The transcript has 32 exons. Gene Ontology annotation, cellular component: nucleus. Gene Ontology annotation, biological process: regulation of DNA-templated transcription.
AUCUGGUGCUGACAUGUUAGUAUGGGGGACCCCGAAAAGGCUUGGUCCGGCCCUGGUCCCUGGUUCAGUUUCCUCCGGCCCUGGAACGGUGCCCGGUCUGUGGAGACCUUCCCACCGCAGCGGUGACCCUGAACGCAUCACCCGGAGGUGAAUGAGGCCGGGCUCCGCGCUCAGCGCAGUCUGCGGGCUCUCAUCAUGCGGCUGGGGCUCCUGUGUCUGUGGACCGGCUGGAUGCUCCGGAGCGCCGCGUCGCAGCCUCCUCAGCCGGAGGACGGAGGCGUGCGACCCGGCGAACAGCUGCAGACCGACCCGGGGGGAGUCCGGACCGGGUUCCGGAGCCAGAGCACCGGAGAACCGGCAGGUGGAGCCCGGAGGAGAGCAGCUCUGAGCGGACCUCGUGUUUGUGGAGGUCGAUGUUGUCUCGGCUGGACUGUGUCCCCUAAAACCAGGAGGUGCACCAAGCCCAGAUGUUUUCCUUCCUGCCGUAACGGAUCAUCGUGUGGACUUCCCAACAACUGUCUGUGCGGGAAAGGUUUCUAUGGCAUCCGCUGCCAAUUUUCCAAAGUUCCUCUUCCUGUGGGAAGGCCUCCAGAGACAUCCAGCCAUCCUGCCUCCACAACCACAGCAGCUGGACCAAUCGGGUCCAGUCGGAAACCUGAACCUCCAGGUUCGUUUCAGAAGCCAUUAAACGGUAACGACUCUGGUCCUCUGAAGUCUGGAUGUCUAGCAGGUCAAGCUGAAGGCGUGAAGGGGGAUCAAGGAGAUGUUACCCUAAGGUUUCUGAACCGAACGUCUCCCGGAAGCACAGGUCUGAUGAGGGCAGAUCCAGAUCCAGAGAGGCAAAGCUCAGAUUCAGAACAUGUCCUGGAGUCCAAGCCCCAAACUAACAGAGAAAACAGGAACCCACUGAGAUCCGAGUCCCUGGAGCUGCAAGCAAGUCUGGAAGUUAAAGAAGAUGAGGAUCCGACUGGAGCAGAGAGGAGGCCAGAGGAGAUGAAGAGGCAGAUCCCAAGUCUGAGGGAGGCCCAGUCCGUUCUGCUGAGAAACUCUUUAUCACAAGGAGGAAGAGGAGGCAACAUGGCCGCCCUGCUGAUGAAGCACAUAACAAGAGAGAAGAGGAAGCUACACACACUGACUUCUUCCUCCUCCUCCUCUUCCUCCUCACUAUCCACCAGGAGGGCCUUCCAGAACCAGAGAGGUCGGUUCGACUCCCACCUCGCUGCUCCUAAAGUCCUCUGCCCGCUGCUCUGUAAGAACGGCGGCGUCUGCCUGCAGAUGGACCGCUGCCUCUGCCCCGCUAACUUCACCGGGAAGUUCUGCCAGAUCCCCAUCCCGCCCCCCGGCGCCGCCUCCACCAAUGAGAUCGUCCAGCCGCCGCGGCCCUCCUCCGCGACAGCCAAUCAAGAGCUGAUGCGGUCGGAGUUCCUGCUGCCGCUCGGCCAGAACCGGGCGGCGCCGCCGUCCGCAGACUCCCGCAUGGUAAAGGUCAGAGUUCAGCACCCCAAAGAGGCCAGCGUGAAGAUCCACCAGGUGAUGAAGGUGUCCGGGUCCAGUCCGGCCCCGCGGACCCUCUCCUCCUCCUCUUCGGGUUCGGCUGGCGCUCCGGCCCAGGCUCCGCUUCCAGCAGGUGGCGCUAGAAUCCAGGCCCAGACUCUGAGGGGCGGCGGUACCUACAACCCGCAGUCUGGCUUCAAAUACUGUUUCAGAGAGGUGAAAGACGGACAGUGCAGCUCUCCACUUCCGGGUCUGAGGAGCAGAGAGGUGUGCUGCAGGGGAAUCGGGAAGGCCUGGGGUCUCACCGACUGCAGCCUCUGUCCUGAAGCUCCAGGUCAAAGAAACAGCAGCUGUCCUGUUGGCUUCGAGCGAACCAAUGGAACGCAGUGUGUCGAUGUGAAUGAGUGCCUGCAGCCAGGGCUGUGUGAGAACGGCAUCUGUGUGAACACCAGGGGGAGCUAUAGCUGUGUGUGUCGGUUGGGGUUCAUCCUCGACGCCACACAUGGAAUCUGCAUCUCGCAGAGCGUGAUUUCAGAGGAGAAGGGUCAGUGCUACCGGGUCCUGGGCUCCAGUCGGGGUCCGUAUACCUGCUCCCUGCCCAUCGUCCGGAACAUCACCAAGCAGAUCUGCUGCUGCAGCCGGGUCGGGAAGGCCUGGGGGCCCGACUGCGUGCGGUGCCCCUACUUUGGUUCAGUCGCCUUUAAGGAGAUCUGUCCGGCCGGCCCGGGUUACCAUUACUCGGCUUCCACUCUGCAGAUCAGCCAAAGAGCGGACGGCGAUUCGACGGGCCGAGAAUUCCUGCUGACGGCGCUGGACGCCGCAGAUCCAGUUCCCGGGUCCAGCGGUGUUAUAGCCUUCGGUUCUCAGCAGAGACCUAGUUCGUCCGGGUCACCGUCUGGUACCAGAACCGGUCCAGUCCAGGUCCAGGUCCCUGCUCAGGUAGGUCUGACCGCCAGUUCCAGACCGACGGCCCCUGCUGGUUCAGCAACCCGGAACGCUCAGACCCGACUGGAGGUCCAACAUGGCCGAUCGGACAUCCAGAAUAUCCGACUGGACCUGGCUCUGGCGAGGCCGCAGCCGCCGCUGGCGUUCCCCUCCUCUGUAUUGCGACCCGACCCGGCGCCGGUACCAGCAGACUCUCUGCCGACCCCGGCCCCGCCCCGGACCUCAGAGCGCGGGUCCAGACCUGGACCAGAACCGCCUGGUCCGGAGAGACGGCCGGCUGCAAACCCGACCAACCGGCCCGCCAGAGUCCAGCCUGUCCGUGGUGUGUGUCAGAUCAGACCAGGUGUGUGUGAGCGUGGCCGCUGCGUGGAUCUGCCAGGUGGGAAACACACCUGUGAGUGUGAUGAGGGAUUCCAGCCCAACGCUCAGCGGAGCCGCUGCUUCGAUGUGGACGAAUGUCAGCAGAAUCCCUGCAGUAACGGGCGCUGUGAAAACUCCCCAGGGAGCUUCAGGUGUGUCUGUUACCAUGGUUACAGGCUCGCUGGGAACACCUGUGAAGACGUGGAUGAGUGUGUGGAUCCGCUGCAGUGUCCGGGUCAGGAGUGCGUCAACAUGCCGGGUUCGUACCGCUGCUCGCCCUGCCAGCCGGGACUCGGGUUACUAAACGGAAUCUGCACAGACAUCGACGAGUGCCGGCUGUCCCCGUGCUCCGGUGGCCGCUGCGAGAACACGCCUGGCAGCUUUCGCUGCGUCUGUCGCCAUGGUUACAGGCUCCAGAACAACACCUGUACAGACGUGGACGAGUGCGCGGAGCCGUCUCAGUGUCCGGGGCAGAUGUGUGUGAACUCUGUGGGGUCGUACAGGUGUGUGUCGUGUCGUCCAGGAUACACACUGACCAACAGGCAGUGCACAGACGUGGAUGAGUGUGCGAGCGCCGGAGCGUGUGACGCGGAGCAGGUGUGUGUGAACAGCGUGGGCUCGUUCAGGUGCGACUGUCGCCCCGGAUACCGGAGCUCCGGCCUGGGCAGGCGGUGCACAGACGUUAACGAGUGUUUGGAGGGCGACUUCUGCUUCUCCAGAGGGGAGUGUGUGAACACACCUGGAUCAUACACCUGUGUUUGCUCACCUGGAUUCAGGCUGAGUGAGAACAGGACGGCCUGCCUCGACGUGGAUGAGUGUGUGAGGCCCGGUGUGUGUUCGGACGGCCGCUGUGUCAACACCGACGGCUCCUUCCUGUGUCAGUGUAACUCGGGCUUCAGCGCCAACCCGGAGCAGACCGCCUGCCUCGACGUGGACGAGUGCGUGUCCAGCGGCGGCUCCGUUUGCCCGUCGCGGCGGUGUGAGAACAUCAUCGGCUCGUUCCGCUGCCUCGCCGCCUGCCAGGCGGGUCAGCGGGUCGCUGCCGACGGCUCGUGCGUCGGGCCGGCCGUGUCAGCUCCAGCCUCUGCGGCGGCGGCGGCGACAACGUUCUCGCUGCCCGCUGCACCACAGCUUCCAUCGUCUGCUUCAGAGUCCGGGUCCCGCCCUGAGUCCACACACUCUUCCUCCUCUUCCUCUUCCUCCUCCGGGGUCCAGAUCAGUGCGGUGGACGUUUCUGCGGUUCUGCACCGCCAGUCUGCGGCGCAGCCCGGUGAUCUGAGGGACUGUUACUACAACCUGGCGGCAGGCGGCUGCAGCCUGCUGGCAGCCAACACCACCCAGCAGGAGUGCUGCUGCACCGCGGGGGAGGGCUGGGGGCGGGGCUGCCGCGCCCACGCCUGCCCCGCCCCAAACACAGCUGACUUCCUGUCCCUGUGUCCCAGUGGGUGGGGCUACGUGACGGUGGGAUCGAGCGCCUUCAGCUACUCAGAUGUGGACGAGUGUAAGCGCUUCCAGCCUGAGGUGUGUAAGAACGGCGUGUGUGUGAACAACAUCCCAGGCUACAGGUGCUACUGCUCCAGCGGCUUCGUCUACAGCUCCGCCCUGCUGGAGUGCAUCGAUUACGACGAGUGUGAGGAGGAGAGCUGCGUGGGCGGCGAGUGUGUGAACACGGUGGGGUCGUUCUACUGCAGCUGCCCGCCGCCGCUGGUGGUGGACGACACGCAGAGCAACUGCGUCAACGCCUCGCACCUCACCAGGGAUGAGAACCUGUCCGUGUGCUGGCAGCACGUCAGCGCCGACCUCCUGUGCCAGAGUCCCCUGCUGGGGGCGCAGGUCACCUUCAUCGACUGCUGCUGCUUCUACGGCGAGGGCUGGGGGAUGGGCUGCGCCCUCUGCCCCCGCACCGACUCAGAGGAAUACGCCUCUCUGUGCAGCUCCUACUCUGCAGCGGCAUUCCCAGGAAGCUUCCCAGACUCCGGCAGACCAGAAACCGGGCCGGGGCGAGGAGCUGCCCCCUACGGUCCGGAGUUCUUUCCUGCACAGCCGCUUCCUGACGUAGAUUUCAGUCAAGACUACAUCGACUACUCGCUAGCAGGGCGCAGCAGGUCCGACUUCAGGGCCAGGCCGCCCGUCUCCUUCAGCCCGCCGGACGACGCCUACGGCGGCUCUGAGUUCAGCCCCGGUUUCUACCCGGAUGGAGACUACGGCUCCCCAGACGGCUCCGCGCCCAGGACGCCCACCUUCCGGCUCCCUGCGGACCCCCGGUCCGACAUCGCCUUCGUGCCCCGGCCGCUGCCUCCGUCCAGAUCCGACCCACCGCCGCUCAGCCUGGCGCCACGGCCCGGACCGCCGUACGGUGACCAGGAGGAGGGAGGAGGCUUCAGGGGGUGGAGGCCGGGGGCGGGGCUUCCUCCGUUCACUGACAGAGGAGGCGGCGAGGGCGGCGGGCCACGGAGGGUGUAUGAGAGGCGCUACGAGACGCACGCCAGCCUGAGUGCCACCGAGGAUUGUGGGAUUCUGCACGGCUGUGAGAACGGCCAGUGCAUCCGCGUUGCCGAGGGUUACACCUGCGACUGCUAUGUGGGCUUCGAGCUGGACCUGACCUCCAUGAGCUGCAUCGACAUUAACGAGUGUGAAGACGCUGCUGCGCUGCCGUUCCCGUGCGUCAACGCUCGCUGCGUCAACACAGAAGGCUCCUUCCGAUGCGUCUGCAGGAGAGGUUACGUCAUGUCGCGCAGACGCAACCACUGCAUCGCUGCUUAGACCCGGCGGGACCAGCGACCCGGCCGCUCACUGGACUACCAUUCUGUUGUGAAACAUUUAUUAAUUACAUGAGCUGACCUGCUAAAGGCAGGAGUUUUCAUAAAAUUUAAAUUUAAAUCAUCUGUUGAUUCCUUAACAGAACCAUUAACAGCAGGUUGCUGACCUCUGACCUUUAGCAGGUGGAAUGACACUGAAGUAUUCAGUUCUUCCUGUUUGCACUAAACCGACCGAAGACAGAAGAGCUGAUUUAACAUCUUCCAUGACAAACAGAACCACAUUCUGGUCUUCAUCUAAAGGCACAUCAACAUUCAGAAAACUUUUCCGUUUCAAUCCUGGACAGUUUUAUUUAUUUCACUGCCAAAAAAUAACUAAACAUGAGAAACAAAGAUGGAAAAAACGGCUUCAAAACGACGGUGUUGAUGCGUAGAAACGUCCACCUAUGACCAAAGUAAAAAGUGAAAAUUUAUCCUGUGAGUAGAAAGUCAGGAGAAACAGGAGACGUAACAAACCGGCACCAUGAGGAAGGAUUUAAAAGCUCUCUGUGGUGAGUUUCAAACAAUUGCUGAGACAAAAUCUGUUAUUCACACCACUAAUAUUUAAUUUUUUAAGUCAAUUUUAGUCCCAAUUUUCAUUUCCAAUAAUCUUAAGGAUUAUCAGUAUGACUUAGGAUAAUUUUCCUGCCGUUUGUUCAGGAAUCUGAGCCGCUCUGAAGGAACCGCUCCGAUCUGAAAUCAGGUAUUUUCAUCAUAUCGGAUCGUCUUGGCCUGGUAUCGCAUCAUGUGGCAUCAAACGAGAAAGCAGCAGUCUGUUACGUUUAGCCAAUCAGAAACAGAGAGCAAACUGAAACAGCUGCGUUGGCACGCCAGAAAGUCCAGUAGAAAUCAUCAGAGAUCUCUUGGUAUCGUUUUUAAAAAAAAAUCUUUUAAAAAUAAUCCACAACCUAUCGAUACAGGACCAAAGUUGAUACAAAGUUUUGUCGUCUAAAUUUCUAAGUCUUGCCGUGUGAAGCAGGGAUUGUGUGUAGUUGUUGCUCCUGUUCUGACCAGCAUUGUUGCUCUGAGGCCACCUGAUGUCAACAUCACCGUAUUUCUCUCAACAGGUUUGGAUUUAUCACGUUAACAUUUCGAAUUUGAACAAAAGCAGAUUAGGAGUGUUGAUAUAAAGCAAAGUGGGCCCUGUGGCCUUUCUACAGCCCAGAUUUGAGUAAAUAAACUUUAUUUAUUUGCUUACUUACAGAUUAAACAACAUUAACGAUAAUAAAUCAGGUUGAUGGUUCAAAUCCCUGCUGUCUGCAGCGCUCAGAGUUUGUCUUCCUGAGGACGUUUAUGGGCUGAACGUCAGUCACAUGAAGCAGAUUCAGACUGACGGAGCUGAAGUUUUGCUUCAUAUAAAGUAAUGUUUCCACAUCCUGUUUUAAAUUAAUUAUGUAUCCGUAGAUCAAACAUUUCAUCCCAAAUGACUGUUUUAGUUUCUAGUCACAUUAUCCACAGGAAGAGGCUUUGAAUGGACCAAAUUUAAUAUUGUUGGCCAGAGAAGUUGAUACAAAAAACAAACAAUUAUAACAAUAAUAGAACUCAGAGCUUCAGAUGUUUAAUAAAAACUCUAUGUUUAAGAAAAAUUCAUGCAGAUGUUAAAGUUUAAGGCAAUAAAAUAUCUUCUAGUUUUUGAUUAAAUAUUUUAAUGUUGGUUCUGCUCAACCUAAAUAUACUUGUAUAAAAAUUAAAGCACUCACUGUUGGUCCUCAACAGUUGGAACAUCAGGUAACCAGGUAAUGCUAGCAAAGAUUUUAAAGAUCAGUUGAUAUGAAGAUUAUUUGCUAAUAUUUAAUUGUUUCUAAAGUUGCAGUGAUUUUUUUAUUUUCAAUACACCAAAGUCAUUUAUGGGUUAACAAUGAGUAGUUAAAAACAUUUUCUUUAAUUUUUACCUGUUAACUUACUAGCCAACAGACAAAACCAGAAGGUAUUGACAUUAAUGAGGUCCUUAGCAUUCAUUAGCAUUCAGUCCUGUUAACUGUAAAUAGUUGAAGGGAUUGAAAUCUAAAGGUCUAAAAUCAAAGCUUGCUACUUGCUGAAAUACUUGGGAAAAACAUUUAGCGAUCAACCGCUAACUAUUGAAAUGAGCCGUUUGGUUUGCUUAUUAGCUUGUAGGCUGUUUGGCUGUAGUUAGCUCAGAUGCUAAUAAUCAAGCUCAAACGUGUUACUGUCAAAACAAUUAACACUUUUGGGCUUGAAAGUUACCUUUAUAAAACCUUUUAAAUGGCUUUAACGUGUGUCAUUUUGAAUAUGAUUAGUUUUUUCCUAACAGUUGGCACCAGUGCUAAUCAGUUAGCAAGUGUUAUUUAAUCCAAAAAAUCAAAUAUCCUAAUAUGUUCACUCCUUUAUUAUUCCACUAAGACUAUUUUUUGUGAAAUGUAUUUAGUUACAUUUUGUAGUAGCGCUACGUGGCUAACAGCCUCCUGCUUAGUGUCAGAUGAGUUUUCAGGCUAAAAGCAGAAAGUUGUGACUGAACUCAUCACAACUUUCAAAUCUAAUCUGCUCAUUUAAAUAGUUGAAUUGUAAAUAGUUCUGGCUGUUUUUACUAUCUAGCAUAUUAGCUAGCUUGUUUUUAGCCACCUGUGUUUACUUGUAGUUUAGAAGUAAAUGCAAAGCUCUUGGUUUUUGUAGUUACUAGUUCAAAUAUAACCAUUUUUACUGUAUAUAUACUUAUUUCAACUUCAUUUUAUUUGAAAUGAUUUUUUAAUUAACAUUUUUAAUUAAACUUGUUGUACAGAUCUAAAUAUGAACUGAUAUUCCACCAAAUAUUCAACUUAUUUGUUAAAUAUUUGUAUUACAUUUUCAGUGGAAAACAGUGAGUGAUAUGUUUAAUUUCUGUUUUCAGUUGGUUUUAUGACUAUUUUGAUGUGCCUGCAGUAUUUUUCCACAGCAGAAAUUUGAAAUGAAAAUGAAAUGUGUGUAUAAAACUUUCCUUUAUGUGAUAUUAUGCUAAAUCAAAUGUCAUAGCUUUAUUUUUCCUCUUCAGCACAUGAAGGUUCAAGUAAAACUUGCACUGUAUCUGCCAAAGACCAGGUUCCUCACAGUGGGUUUCAUAACCAAUCUGAAACCAUAUUUUUGGGUUUUAAAUAGUUUUAUUUUAAAGUUUGAUAAAACUGUUUUGUAUUCUUGUUUCUUUGACAAGGACUGCAAAUACAUUUGCACACAUUAACUCUUAAA